Molecule: messenger RNA, 1230 nt
Organism: Scheffersomyces stipitis CBS 6054
Lineage: Eukaryota; Fungi; Ascomycota; Pichiomycetes; Serinales; Debaryomycetaceae
Product: S-methyl-5-thioribose-1-phosphate isomerase
Exons: 1
Coding region: 1-1230 (409 amino acids)
Molecular function (GO): S-methyl-5-thioribose-1-phosphate isomerase activity
Source: RefSeq, a predicted model, not a curated record
AUGGCUUCUACCGCUAAAACACUCCAGGCAAUCAAAUUUGACAAGGAGAAUAUUUCGCUCCAAAUCUUGGACCAGCUUUUGCUUCCUUACACAACCCACUAUCUCGAUAUCAAGACGAUCGAAGAUGCUUUUCUGGCUAUCAGGCUCAUGCAAGUGAGAGGAGCACCUGCAAUUGCCAUUGUAGGAGCUUUUGCUGUUGUUGUGGACACCAAUGCCUCCUUGAAAAAUGGUGGAAACAAGACUGUGUCCAAGUUGUUUGACUCAAUUGACUAUUUGGAGACUUCCAGACCCACAGCUGUCAACCUAGCCAAUGCACUCAAUGAUAUCAAGAAGUUGGUUAGUGCAAAAUUUGGCCAGAAUGACCUUGUAGAUGAAGACGUAUAUCAGAUCAUCUACAAGUAUUCUGUAGCCUUGUACGAAGACGAUUUGGCCAACAACUUCAAGAUAGGCGCCAACGGCUUGAACUACAUCGUAGAAACAUUGAAGAAGGAUGGUUUCAAGGGCGCUUUCUCCAUAGUUACUAUUUGUAACACGGGCUCCUUGGCUACUUCUGGUCAUGGAACGGCGUUGGGGAUUAUUCGUUCCACUUACGACAAAUUGAAGAAGUCAGAAUCCAGUGAGGAAUUCUGGCUCGACCACGUUUAUCCGUGUGAGACACGUCCAUAUAACCAGGGUGCCAAGUUAACUACAUACGAGUUGCACUACGAGCAGAUUCCAUUCACAUUGAUCUGUGACAAUAUGGUUUCGUCGUUGGUGAAUACUUUAAGUAGUAACAAAAACAUCCAGGACAACGCUGCAGCUCCAGUCAAGUUCAUUAUUGUAGGUGCAGACAGAGUCGUCAAGAAUGGAGACACUGCCAACAAGAUCGGCACGUUCCAGUUGUCCACUAUCGCCAACUUCUUCAACUCCAAUAAGCUUUCUGGUUCUGCCAACAAAAUCAAGUUCAUUGUGGCAGCCCCAAGAACUACCAUUGAUCUCAACACUGCUACAGGUGACGAAAUUGUGAUUGAGGAAAGACCUGCUAACGAAUUGACCACUCUUAAGGGUCCCGUGUUGAGGGAAGAUGGUUCCAUAGGUGAUAAAUACACUGUGGGAAUCGCCACUCCAGGUAUUUCGGUUUGGAAUCCAGCUUUCGAUGUCACUCCACAUGCUUUGAUCGACGCUAUUGUCACAGAGGAAGAAAAAGUAUACACUAAGAAUAGCCAUGGAGAGUUUGAAUUGUCGAAGUAG